CACAGCUCCACUUCCUGAUACACCUGUUUGUCAGGUAGGACAAUCAGCCCGCAGUCUGCUGGCGCAACGGAGGAACUGAGUCAUGGCGAGAUAGACUAUGGACGGAAUUUUACAGAAGCUUUGACGUGACUUUGCCUUUUUUUUUCUCUCCCCCCCGUCGUCAUGCGAGUAAACCCGUUUUCACACGUUAAAAUGCGUCGACCGAGCCAAAGGAAUACGGCUCUGAACGUCGUGCUGCUGCUGUAUUUGAUCAGCUUUCUCGCCCCUUCUCCAGUCUCCUCCAUCAAAGUGAGUACUCCAGCAGAGCUCCAUGCAUCUAAGGGGGAGGCUGUCACAUUGUCCUGCACUUUCACUUCCACCAGUAGGCCCACCAGUAAGAUGACUGUGGACUGGUCUUAUAGGCCCCAGAGUGGAGGGCCACCACAGACAUUUUUCCACUUCUCCUCACGGGCGUUCCCUCCGCGUGACGGUCAGUUUACCGGUCGUAUCCUGUGGCAGGGAAGCCCAGCACGCGGGGACGCCUCCAUCUCUCUGAUCAACGCUACUCUGAAUGAUAAUGGGACCUACAUCUGCUCUGUCAGAAACCCUCCAGAUGUCCACGGGUCCCCAACUUCACACACUGUACUCACUGUCACACCGAAGGCGCCCAGCAUUCGCUUCUCUGAUGUUGCGGUCCUCCUUGCUUUCAUCCUCAUCCCCUCUGCUGUCAUCACCCUCAUUCUGAUUGGAUGGAUGCUCUGUCCCAAGAAAAAACACAGCCAAUCAAAGGCCUACAGAUCGCCCAUAGAGGUCACAGAAGGCGAGGAGUACGGCAUCCACCCACCAGGAGACAAAGUAAAGACGGCCACAUGCUGUGACCUAUGUCUGAUGGACUCAGAAGAUGAAGAGGGGUAUUACAACAUAGAAAAGAGGCCUCCUGUGGAUGAAGGCUAUGCUGAGUCUCAGUGCUAGAGAACCCUGCUGGUUAGGAGAUGUUACUGCAACAUCUAGACCCACGGGUGCCUCCCACACAGUAAACAAUGCUGGACUCCUGUCUUCUUUGCCACAGUCACUGGUGAUGUUUACGUUUUGUGUGAAAAUCCUCAUAUUUUUGACUUGAGACAUCUGAAUUAUGCAUCUCCAGCCUAAUAUUUACACCAUGAACUAAGUCAUUAAUUUGAUUUUCACUUUGUCUACAAGCUCCUAAAUUUCUCAAGGCUUCUCAAGAGGAGAUCCAGUGUUGUAAUACCAGGCUUAAAUUGAGAGCUUGUAGUCUUGAUAAGAUAUGAUUUGUUUAUUCUGUCUGUACAGGUAAGCAGCUGGUAUCGUUCAUACCAACUGACGAGCACUAUGUAUAUUUUUAUACCUUGAUGAUUUAUACGUGUUACUUUCUUGUUCUGAAGGAGAUAGAUAAGAUUUGUCUAAUUUAUUACUUGUAUCAUAGUGGCUUUAUGAAAUGUAUCAAUGUCUGCGUUGAGGUUUAGCAGAACAUUUCUGUUUUAUACUUCACAGUUGGACAGAAAAUAAAGGGAUUGAUUUCAGAUGUCACCUGUGAUCACCUGAUAUAUAUUUAUACAGUAUAUUUUCUAGAUUUGAAUCAUCUGUACAUUACUUUAACAGGUCUUGAUUUCAACACUGCUAGUAAAUGUUUGUUGUCAUACUCUUCAGCUUCUUCUGGGGACGUGUGAGUUUGAAUGUGGUCCUCCAUGUAUAUAAUUCUCUUAUGUGAUAUAAUAAGAUUGACUCUUGGUUCUGGUUGCACAGCUUUGCUUUUUUAAUUUAACUUUUUUGCAACAUUAUUGCCUAACUAAGUAGUACAAGAGCAGAUUCUUUCGGCUCUGUGAAGGGAUGAACAUGACAUCUGAAAGAGAGGCUACCAGCAUGUUCAUACAAAUAAUUUUGUUCAUUAAACUGAUGAAUCUUUGAUGGAAAAAA
This is a messenger RNA of Acanthopagrus latus (yellowfin seabream), 1914 nucleotides long. Its product is annotated as myelin protein zero-like protein 3. The record is from RefSeq and is a predicted model, not a curated record. Bases 163 to 951 code for a protein of 262 amino acids. Gene Ontology annotation, cellular component: membrane. The transcript has 6 exons. Lineage: Eukaryota; Metazoa; Chordata; Actinopteri; Spariformes; Sparidae.